Messenger RNA from Melitaea cinxia (Glanville fritillary), 2751 nucleotides. It is a transcript of the gene scra, whose product is annotated as anillin. The record is from RefSeq and is a predicted model, not a curated record. Lineage: Eukaryota; Metazoa; Arthropoda; Insecta; Lepidoptera; Nymphalidae. Gene Ontology annotation, biological process: septin ring organization; actomyosin contractile ring assembly; mitotic cytokinesis. Gene Ontology annotation, cellular component: actomyosin contractile ring. The coding region runs from base 1 to 2751 and encodes 916 amino acids. The transcript is spliced from 15 exons.
AUGGCUACUAUGGUGGCCUCGUCACCGGUCGUUGUGUCGAAAAAACCUUCGAUCAAAAAGUACAAGGCGCCGACGCCACCGAGUAAAUCAGACGUAGAUGAGAACUGUGAAAGUGACAAGGACAAAGAAAAUAAUGUGGUCGAGCGGGAAGAAAACGACAAUACGGAGAAUGAUUGUAUACAAACAAAACAAGAUGAAAGGCCGGCAUCUCAAGGCUCGCCGGCUGUUAGGAGAUUAGCGCCUAGGUUAAACGCCAAUGUGGACAGGAGUUCCGUGUUAUCUAAAGCGGCUAUGUUCGAGGCCGGCAGCCCCAGGUCGAAGGAGAAGGACCCCGCCGAAAUGUCGCUCCGUGAACGUAAAGCGUUGUUCGAAAAGAAUAAGGGUGCAGCGAUCGUUCCGAAGGCUCCCUUCGGCCUCGCACCCUCCGCUAGAACACUGCACGGAGACACGAAAGAUAAACCCGUUAAGCAAUCGCAAAAAACUCCGACUAAAUCUAAUACGCCAGACAAAAACUCUAGGUCUAACUCUAAAGAUAGCUUAGCUGAGGACAACGUAAGUCAAAGUUCUCUCGGUGGUGGGAUAAAAGGCAAGCUGGCGGCCCUUUUCAAUAAAGAGCAGACGAUAAGCGAGACGACAAUAACUAAUAAGUUCAAGAUGGAGAGAGAAAGAGAAAUGGAGAUGCUACAGAACAGAUUCCAUUACAAGCCUCAACCGCAAAAACCGGGAAACAAUGAUUCUGACGACGAUCAAAGCGAGCACGAAUCAGAAAAAGCUCCGCUGAUGGGAAGCACUUUAAGCUUAUCUCAGACAAACAAAAAGCCCGAGAUUAUUGCGAACGUACCAAAAGUUACGGCAAAAGCCGAACCAAAGGUGGAACAGGAAAUAGAACAUGACAAAGUUGUGGGAGCACAGCCUGUUAAGAGACGAAGUUCUCAAGACUCCCCGGUGGUAUUAUCUGUACUGGAUGACGUGAAGAGGAUAAAAGUAAAUAAUAAAAAAGAAAAUGGUGCAGUUGUCCAGCAACCGACGAAUUUGUAUCCACAUUUAUCUGACAUUGAGACUGACAACUCUAACACGCAAGAGGAAUAUUCGGACUGCGGUGGAUCAAGUGUCGAGGAUAUACCUAAGCUGAAUAAAUCUGAUAAUUGGGCUGAAACGUCGUUUGGAAGGGAGGUUAUGAAUGUUGUGAAGAAAAACAACACAAGUUACAAGAAGGCAGUUCAAAGUGACUCUGAAGAAUCAGGCAGCGCUUGUGAAAGCGAGUUAGACGAUUUACUGGACGAGGCUUUAGAGGAAGAGGGACCGACGCCGGCUAAAUUAAACAAGGUGAAUGAGAACAGCAGCCUAUCUUCAUCGAGUUUCGUGUAUCAGGACAAGGGUUUCAAGUCGCCGCUGAAGGGGCAAGUCACUCCGGCGAGGCACGACCGCGGGAACGAGCUAGUGCACAGCGUCAGUUUCUACAGGCGUAUGCAGACUUCGUCAACGCCCUCCACCCCGAUGCGUGUGAUCCGCCACGCGUCCCCCGAGCGGGAAGCGCCCGCCAGCCCGGAGCCGGUCGCCAGCGUCACCACUGUGAGGCAGAGGAUCAAGGAUCUGCAGAACGAGAUCUCCAAGCAGCAGACUGUUAUAUCACAGGCCAGUCAAGCUCUUAACCUAUGCGCUGCCACCAUCGAGUUCAGUGGGUCGACCGAGCAAGCGGAGGGCGAAAGGCUUCUUCUUUUGGCAACACACCGCCGGCAAGCCUGCCUGCACGAGGUCCAGCGGCUGCAGGUGGAGGGCGCGGGCCCGGCCGCCGCCGCCGGCCUGGCCUCGCUGCACGUGCGCCAGCUGCGCCUGCCGCUCCGGAGGGACUACGUCCGGCAGCUGCACGCUGAUGGUGCUGUGGGACACCAUGCCGUUUGCCUUCUGAAGUGUCGCGACCGAGUCCUGGCAACGAGUAUGCAGUUGACGAAACCAAAUGCUCCUUUACUUUUUCCUGAUGAAAUACGGAUGGAUGGACUGACUAGUGACUUUAAGGUUACCGUUGAAAUAUAUCUACUCCAAGCAUCCAAGGAAAUUCUGCCACAUGAUGUGAAAUAUCAUAUAACAAACAAAAAAGGCAACUCCAAACUGUUAACACCCAAGUCCAAAGUGUCAGAAUUAAAGGCUCCCCGAGUACAAAGUCCAGCGGGACCAAUGUCAGUCAGAAGUCCACAGUUUCAGUUGCACGGGUAUUGCAUAUUCGCACUACCACAGGCUACGCGAAAGAGUUUUACACUCAACAAGGUCCCACACGGAAGUCCACUGGAGGGGUCCCUGAGCGUGGACAUCAGCGCUCGCGUGGUGGUGCCGGCGCCGGAGCCGCACGCCGCCUUCCUCACGGCCUUCGACGACGUGAGCGGGCUGGGCGCCUGGCACCGGCGCUGGUUCCGGCUGCAGGCGCCGCGCCUCGCCUACUGGAAGUACCCGGACGACGUCGCCAGGAAGAUGCCAAUCGGUGACAUCGACCUGUCAACGGUCAUCUCUGAAAAAGUCAUUAGAGCACCAAGAGAUCUCUGUGCUCGACCGAACACAAUACUCUUCGAGUCCUCGGUACCAGCAGGCCUUAUUGUCCCAGACAGUGGUUCUCUGGUGUACGUCCACUGUCCUGAUGGUUCAAUUAGAAGAAGACACCUCCUUGCUGCAGACACUCCAAAAGAUCGGGAUAUGUGGCUCGACAAGCUGAACAGUGCGUUGGAGUAUGUUCGUUGUUCCGCCACGGAUGAUGAGUGA